AUGUCCGACGUUAGCAAAUUGAACAAGAUAUCCUUUGGAGACGCCAUCGUCACGGUUCAGACCCUCCACCCCGUGCUGAGUCGCUCGCCCGCCUUCGCCGAUGUGUGGAGCGCCACCGUGACCCUCGCGAGCGUGACCCUCGGAGCCCGCGAGGGGACCUGGGCGAGCGAGCUGGUCGAGCAAGCUCCUUGGACCGCUUUGAUGUUCUUUGCCAUCACGGGGAGCGUUGUAUUUGGCGUGGCCAAUGUGAUUCUAGUGCUUUUCCUGGAAUGUGCUGUGCGCGCAUAUGAGAAGGAGCAGAAGAAGAAGGCGAAGCAAGCGGAGGCCGAUCAUGAAUCCAUGAUCCAGAAGCUGGCGGAUCUGUGUUCCGAUAUGGAUAUCAUGAAGCGGGGCAGUGUGUCGGUCUCGGCUAUCCUGCGGGCCUAUCAGGAAGAUGUGCGUUUUCGCCAACUCUUAGAACACACCGGCAUUGAGGCCAAGGAUCAGCUUGAAAGGAUGUGCGUGGCGCUGAAGCCGGACUACUCGUCUGAGCUCCGCACCAGCGACUUCCUACGGCACUUGCGGAGACUCCAGCGGAGGGAUCCCAUGCAGCAGGCGCGCAUCGAGUACUCGGUCUUGGAACUACGGCAGUUGAUCAAGGAAGAGCUCCUGGGGCAGCUCCGCACCGCGGCCUCCCCCCUGACAUCAUCACACCUGGAGGAGUCGCCCUCAAUGGAGGUUGAAGCCUUGCGGAAGAGGUGGGCAAGGCAUUGCUUAAAGAGCUUCGAAGUCUUGCAGGGGGGCCUGCAGCCCUUGUUGGCAGAGGCUGAGAAGGCCUUGUCCGAAGUUCUCGAGGACACUGGUUUUGAACCUCCUUCGCAAGAUUGCCGCAUCGACAUAGAUACUCUUCAAAGCGAGAGUUCUCCAGAUGUGCCCAGCCGCACGGAUUGGCUGCUGGAUCAGCGCUCUGCCAUGCUGGUGGACUCGUUCCGCGAGAGCUCGGCGCAGGUGGCAGGGUUGCAAGACCGGUUGGCUACAGUGGUGCAACGCUUGAACAAGCUUCGAAGUGGCUUUGAUGGGCGUACGGAAUCCUUGUAA
This is a messenger RNA of Durusdinium trenchii, 1077 nucleotides long. NCBI's taxonomy places the organism in Eukaryota, Dinophyceae, Suessiales, Symbiodiniaceae. The record is from the annotation of a GenBank genome assembly.